AUGGGUACUGGUCCCUCCACCGGCGACCUGGCAGACAUGCGCGCUGACCGCUGUACCAGGGGAGCUACGACUAAUUUUCGCAACCAUGGAGAAAAUGGAGAAGACCCACCUGAUUCGGUGUUCAAAGGAGGAAAUGGAGAAGACCCACCUGAUUCGGUGUCUAGCGGAGGAAAUGGUGAUGACCCACCUGAUUCGGUGUCCAGCUCUAAAGACAACGCAGACCCACCUGAUUCGGUGUCCAGCUCUAAAGACAAGGACAUGGAGUCUGAUUGAGGAAAUGGAGAAGUCCCACCUGUCUAUGUGACCUACAGGAGGAAACGGAGAAGACCCACCCCUGUGAAACCUACAGGAGGAAAUGGAGAAGACCCAUCUGAUUCUCUACAGGAGAAAAUGGAGAAGACCCACCUGAUUCGGUGUUCAAAGGAGGAAAUGGAGAAGACCCACCUGAUUCGGUGUCUAGCAGAGGAAAUGGAGAAGACCCACUUGAUUCGCUGUUCAGCCCUAAAGACAACGACGAAAACCCAGAGGUACUGA
Molecule: messenger RNA, 534 nt
Organism: Rodentolepis nana
Lineage: Eukaryota; Metazoa; Platyhelminthes; Cestoda; Cyclophyllidea; Hymenolepididae
Source: the annotation of a GenBank genome assembly